This is a messenger RNA of Oryza sativa Japonica Group (Japanese rice), 2579 nucleotides long. Its product is annotated as calmodulin-binding protein 60 C. Gene Ontology annotation, molecular function: DNA-binding transcription factor activity; calmodulin binding; sequence-specific DNA binding. Lineage: Eukaryota; Viridiplantae; Streptophyta; Magnoliopsida; Poales; Poaceae. Gene Ontology annotation, biological process: regulation of salicylic acid biosynthetic process. The record is from RefSeq and is a predicted model, not a curated record. Gene Ontology annotation, cellular component: nucleus.
UGUAGAUAGUCUCCGAUGUCCGAAAAGAUUAGUCGAUUACCAGAAAACACUAAUACUCGUCCAGGCUUCACGACAUCUCUUGGCUCCGCCACCGGCGAAAACCUAAGAUCGGAGCUGAGGGGGUUCGUUUGCGUAACAGAACUCCUCUUGAUGGACUUGCAUGUAAAACCAACAAAUGCGGAGGUCCAUUUGGCAAAAGAGCAGCGCCUUUUAGUGGCUGGUAUGGUAUCUCUAUCUCUCUUCUUGCAAAGAAUCCUGCCUCCCCCGCCGACGCCUCCUCCCCUCCCCCGCGAUCCCUCCGCCGCCGCCGCCGCCGAAUCCGGCGUCCCCAGCCUAGGCGAGAUUUGGGGGCGCGCGAUGAAGGAGAAGCGCGGGCUGGAAGCCGCGGCGGCCGGUGGCGACGGCCACCCCGAGGCCAAGCGCGCGCGGCCUCCCGCACUGGCCAGUGUUAUUGUUGAAGCAUUAAAGGUGGAUAGUCUGCAGAGGCUUUGCUCAUCACUGGAACCAAUUCUUCGUAGAGUGGUUAGUGAAGAAGUGGAGCGUGCGUUGGGCAGACUGGGUCCUGCAACAAUAACUGGAAGGUCUUCCCCGAAGCGAAUUGAAGGUCCUGAUGGAAGAAAUCUGCAACUCCAGUUCAGGACAAGACUGUCUCUUCCUCUUUUUACUGGAGGAAAAGUUGAAGGGGAGCAGGGAGCCGCAAUUCAUGUUGUUUUGCUUGAUGCUGGAACUGGUUGUGUUGUAUCUUCUGGACCCGAGUCAUGUGCCAAACUUGACAUUGUUGUUCUAGAAGGUGAUUUCAACAAUGAAGAUGAGGAGGGAUGGUCGGGAGAAGAGUUUGAAAGUCAUGUAGUGAAAGAGCGUGAAGGAAAGCGCCCUCUUUUAACUGGUGAUGUACAAGUCACACUAAAAGAAGGUGUUGGCACUGUAGGGGAGCUUACAUUCACAGAUAACUCUAGCUGGAUAAGGAGUCGGAAGUUCCGACUUGGUUUGAAAAUUUCCUCAGGAUUUUGUGAGGGUAUUCGCAUCCGCGAGGCAAAAACUGAAGCUUUCAUGGUUAAGGACCACAGAGGAGAAUUGUAUAAGAAGCACUACCCACCUGCGUUGAAAGAUGAGGUCUGGAGGUUAGAAAAGAUAGGGAAGGAUGGAUCUUUCCAUAAGAGACUGAACAAAGCUGGAAUUUCUACAGUUGAAGACUUCCUUAGGCUUGUGGUUCGAGAUCCUCAGAAGUUGCGCAGUAUCCUUGGAAGUGGUAUGUCUAAUAAGAUGUGGGAUAUUCUUGUCGAACAUGCAAAGACUUGUGUCUUAAGUGGAAAAUAUUACAUAUAUUAUUCAGACGAGAAUAGAUCUAUUGGUGCUAUUUUCAACAACAUCUAUGCAUUCUGUGGGUUGAUUUCUGGCGAGCAGUUCUAUUCAUCUGAAAGUCUUGAUGAUAGCCAAAAGCUCUUUGCUGAUGCAUUGGUUAAGAAGGCAUAUGAUAAUUGGAUGUAUGCCAUUGAAUAUGAUGGUAAAGCUCUCUUGAACUCUAAACCGAAGAAAAAGGCUGCACCCACUGGACACGUUGAGACACAUCCUCCUCUGAGUCAACCUGCUUCAUACGAACAACGCAUCUCAUCAGCGAGCAUGACAGGACCAUCUCCAGCAGUUUCAUUCAUUUCAGGAGGAAGUGGAACUGGAACUGAUUCCAUAGGGUAUGAUGGCAACCAAGCAGCUACACAGCCAUCUCAACUUCAAAGUACAUCUGCCAAUGUCCCUGUGCCAUACGAUGACACCUUUUCAUUUUUACCGCCUAGUAUGUUGAUGGGGUCUGAUAAUCAAGAAACCGGAAAUGAUGGCAUGGGCCUGGAACUAGGCCAAUUGCAACAAGCAAUUUCACAGAGUCAGUCGAUUCAGCCAGCAAAUGUUGGCUAUGAUGAUUGGACUCGAAGUCAAAACGGUCAGUUCGCUGAUGACUUCACCGAAGAUAUUCGCAUGAAAAGCCACCAAAUGCUCGAGAGCGAAGACAUGCAGCAGCUGCUCAGGGUCUUCAGCAUGGGUGGAGCGUCUACCAGUUUGCAGGAAGACGCCUUCGGCUUCCCGACGUACAUGCCAUCUCCAUUACCAAACCUUGGGUUCGAAGGUGAGCGCACCCGUUCAUCUGGGAAAGCUGUUGUUGGGUGGCUCAAGAUAAAGGCCGCCAUGAGAUGGGGGAUUUUCGUCAGGAAGAAAGCUGCCGAAAGAAGGGCGCAGCUUGUUGAGCUGGAUGAUUAACAACAUGUUAAGCGUGUAUUGGCUACCGUUAGAUGCUAUUAAUGUUGAAAUGUUAAUACCAUCAGAUGCUCUAAACUAGGUUUUGGGACUCAUGCUGCCUUGAAAGGCAUUGAAACAAACCAACCGAUUAUGUACAGCGGGUAGUUCUGCUUUGUUGUAAAAACAUCUGAAAUGUUUGCGUACCAUUUUAUUUUCCUCGUUUGUUAUAGAUUGUGCAGAUUAUAAACAAAACAAUGUGAAUUAACGCGGAUAGUAUGUGUAUGGCCGAUGUGUUACCUGUAGGACAUCUAUUUUUGCAAUGUUUAGAAUUUGAUCUGGUACGUUGGCAACAA